AAAAAUGGCAUUAAGAGACGGUUUGAUCUCAUAUAAGAAAAAAGAAGCACCUAACAUAAAAUUUAUUAAUGAAAAGUACCUGAAUAUCGGACUAAAAAUGAAAAAAUUUGAUAUUAAUCUUAUGCAAUUUUAUAUUGUUGAUGAUAAUAAUUAUUCUCUUGAAAAUAUACCUAAAAAUAUUAAAUGUUUUGUUUGUUCAGGCUUUAAAAAAUUGGAAAAAGAAGUAAAAAAAAUUGAUGAAGUUGAAGGAUGGAUUAUUUCUUGGCAUGAAGAUUUUGUAUUUGAAAUUGAUAACAAAGCUUUUUUUUGGUUACAAACUUUACAUUCUCAUGCGAUGUGUCAUUUAAAAGAAUGGAAAAAGGUUAAAAUUGAAUUACUUGAAUAUAAUGUUGAAAAUAAUGAAA
This is a messenger RNA of Cetraspora pellucida, 404 nucleotides long. Lineage: Eukaryota; Fungi; Glomeromycota; Glomeromycetes; Diversisporales; Gigasporaceae. The record is from the annotation of a GenBank genome assembly.